Messenger RNA from Aspergillus alliaceus, 1067 nucleotides. RefSeq names its product HD domain-containing protein. The coding region runs from base 73 to 681 and encodes 202 amino acids. The record is from RefSeq and is a predicted model, not a curated record. NCBI's taxonomy places the organism in Eukaryota, Fungi, Ascomycota, Eurotiomycetes, Eurotiales, Aspergillaceae. The transcript has 3 exons.
GACACACACACGCACACACACCUUAUAUUCCCUCCACCUUGAACAUUUCCCCAAAGCUCAAAGCCCUCAAACAUGGCCAACCAAUCACCCAGAGAAAAGGCAGAAUACCUAAUUGCCUCUCUCGAACAAUACGGUCAAGGCGACUACAUAGGCGAAUCAAUCAGCCAGCUAGAGCAUUGUCUCCAAGCAGCCCACAAUGCGCAGAGAUCCGGCGCAAGAAACGAAUUAAUCAUCGCAGCUCUACUACACGACAUCGGCCAGAUCAUCCCGCUCGAAUCAACUAAGGAAGUACGAAUGAGUCUAAAGAACAGCACCGAGAACGUCGGUCGCGUGGGCCAUGAACGAAUUGGGUCUGAGUUUUUGCGCUCUCUGGGAUUCAACCAAAGUGUGUGUCAAUUGGUUGAGAGUCAUGUUGCGGCCAAAAGAUACCUUACGGCUGUCAACAGCUCAUAUUAUGACUCUUUAUCAUCUGCCUCCAAGAAGUCACUGGAGUUCCAGGGCGGCCCAUUCAAAGGAGCUGAUCUCGCUGCCUUUGACCAGGAUCCGCUGCGCGAUGAAAUGGUCGCGCUAAGGCUGUGGGACGAUGCUGCUAAGGUUCCGGAGAUCGAGGGCUCUACACCCCGGGCGCGGGAGUAUUUGGAUUUGAUAGCAGCGCAUUUGGAGGCGCAGGAGGCAGUGUAGCGACCGGUCUGUAUGAUGAGGUAGAGAUUACAAUGCAGCCUGUACCGCACUUGUAUUUGUCAUUCAUCAUUAGCCUCUGGCACCUGUUUCAUACAUGUAAUUUUUUUUUUCUUUCGGGGGGAGGCGUAACCUGCGAGGGCACUUUUACCCUUGCUAUUCGAGUUGAUGAUGUGAUACAGUGUUUGAAAAAGUAAACCAUUGCUGGAAGCCAGGUGGGUUUCCCGCUCCGAAAUCGGUUAUACUAGCAGCAUCGGUGGAUGCAUGAUUUUGACUGGGUUAUAUAAGCGCUUGAUUGGGGCAGUACUUGAAAAUCAGGCCCCUCGAUCACGCUAUCCAGGGCUUUUGUUUGACUGUGAUUGGAUACCUGUUUAGCACACGCAUCUUAC